Messenger RNA from Aspergillus campestris IBT 28561, 1063 nucleotides. RefSeq names its product D-mandelate dehydrogenase-like dehydrogenase. The transcript has 5 exons. The record is from RefSeq and is a predicted model, not a curated record. Gene Ontology annotation, molecular function: glyoxylate reductase (NADPH) activity; NAD binding; hydroxypyruvate reductase [NAD(P)H] activity. Gene Ontology annotation, cellular component: cytosol. NCBI's taxonomy places the organism in Eukaryota, Fungi, Ascomycota, Eurotiomycetes, Eurotiales, Aspergillaceae. Bases 59 to 1063 code for a protein of 334 amino acids.
CUCUCCUCCUCUUCUACACCCUUUCACCUCCCACAUAGAAUAGAUCGCAUAAUCCACCAUGUCCAAACCCAAGGUCCUCCUCCUGGGCAAAAUCAUCCACGCCCACCAAACAUGGAACUCCCUGUCCGCACUCGCCGACCUCGUCACUCCCACCGCUACCAACCGCGCCGACUUCAUCCAGGAAUGUCGCUCCGGAAAGCUUGACGGCGUGGUAGCCGCCUACCGCACCUUCGACUCCGUCAGCGUAACCGGCCUCGUCGACGAAGAGAUCGUGAAUGCGCUGCCCACAUCGCUACAAUAUCUCGCGCACUGCGGAGCCGGCUACGACCAAGUCGACGUACACGCCUGCAGCGCGCGCAAUCCCCCCAUCCGCGUCUCCAACGUCCCCACAGCCGUCGACGACGCCACCGCCGACGUCAACAUGUUCCUGAUAAUCGGCGCCCUGCGCAACUUCAACACGGGCAUGCAGGCCCUGCGCGACGGCAAAUGGCGCGGUGUCCCUGCGCCUAUCCUCGGCCACGAUCCGCAGGGCAAGGUGCUCGGUAUUCUGGGCAUGGGCGGCAUCGGACGCAACCUGAAGCGCAAGGCUGAGGUAUUCGGCAUGCGCGUUGUCUACCAUAAUCGACGGGAGUUGAGCGAGGAGAUGGCUGCCGGUGCGCAGUAUGUUUCGUUUGAGGAGUUGCUCAAAACGAGUGAUGUGAUUAGUUUGAAUUUGCCGUUAAAUAAAAACACCCGCCACAUAAUCAGCACCCCCCAAUUCGCGCAGAUGAAAGACGGCGUCGUCAUCGUCAACACCGCGCGCGGGGCUGUCAUCGACGAAGCCGCUCUCGUCGCCGCCCUCGACAGCGGCAAGGUCUAUUCCGCUGGUUUGGACGUCUACGAGGAGGAGCCCAAGAUCCACCCGGGUCUGGUCAGCAACCCGAAUGUGAUGCUUGUGCCGCAUAUGGGUACUUGGACUGUGGAGACCCAAACAGCCAUGGAAGAAUGGGCAAUGGAGAACGUGCGACUAGCGCUCGAAACAGGAAAACUGAAGACUCCUGUCCCCGAGCAGACAGACCUGUAA